CGCCUCCUACCCGGUGCUUUCCUUUCAAGAUGGCGCUGUCUUUGUCUAUUUUAGCCAUUGUCGUCUUUUCUCUAAUAUUUCAACCGAAAUCUAGCUCUGCAUUAUUCGAGGACCAAGUUGGUUUGUUAGACUGGCGUAAGACGUUUAUAGGAAAGACUAAGUUUGUGCAUUUCGACGUGUCUUCACACACCAGUAAACGUCUCUAUGUGGCGACUGAAUCCAACGUGCUCGCAUCGCUUAACUCACGAACUGGGCAAGUCAUGUGGAGGAUUGUCAUGGAGGAGAACGAGGGACAGAUCGAUGCUCUGUUGCAUAAAGGAAGCUUUCUAGUGAGCGUCUCAGGAGGUGGGAAGUUCGUUCGAUCUUGGGAUACUUCAUCUGGUAGCUUGCUCUGGGAAAACAUGAUGUACAAAGGAGCACCUGAUCCGGACGCCCCCAAACGCAACUUCGUUUACAACUGGAACGGAAUCGACGCAGUGAUCACAGAACAUAAAGGGAUCAAACAGAUAGUUGUCGUUUCUGGAAAUUUGGUGAAGGCAUUCUCGUUACAAGAUGGGUCUGAAUAUUGGUCGUAUCAUAGGUCGAAUGACACCAUUAAACUGUACGCAAUGUCCCACUCGGGGAGUAAAGUUCAUGUUAUUGGAGUGCAAGAUGAAGGGAGAAUAAUAGUGCAGAGUCUAAGUGCUGGUAAAGGUCAAUUAGAUAAGACAAAAUCCCUAGCAGCUCCAUGGGUCUCCUCUGGAACUGCUAGCUGUAUUAUCAGUCAGGGAAAAGCCCUUAUCUGUGCAGACUCACUAACUCACUCUUUGCAUAUUGGAUCUUUAGAGAAUAACAGCCAAGAGAUGGCUGAAGUUAUUUUAAGUACCUUGACUGGUGCUGAUAUAACAAGUUUGAAACCGACUUUACAGGCUUUUGGCUCUUAUACAAACUCUUGGAUGAGCCAGUCGGAGUUUGUCCUACAUCUUUCCCCUGAAAACCACCUUCUUUUGAAGCUCAAUCCUGAUCUAUCAAUACAAAUAAUGAGAGAAUACACUGAUAACUGCCUGCUGUUUGGUUCUGUGCUGAAUGACAAAGCUAUUGUGGUGUCCAUGAUGAUUAAUGGGGAUUCCCUGGACUUGCAGAGUUUGGAUUUGGAAAGUGGGAAAGAAAUCAGUGAAAUGGCCCAAAAAGUCAAAUUCUUAGAACACCAUGGACAGCCUGAAUUAGCAACAGUUUACUUGUUUGCCAAGAAGGAGCAAAGCAUUGGUUAUAGAGUGUUCCUCUUGACUAGUGACCAUACAAUGUCCCUAAUUCAGCAGACAGGACGGAUCAUGUGGUCUAGAGAGGAGGCUCUAGCCGAAGUCACUGCUGUGGAUGUUGUGGAACUCCCCUUUUCCCCUGCACAAGCCAACUUUAAUACACUACAAGAAGAAUUUGGGGCACACCCUAAUGAUGAUGUCCUGUCCAUGUUCAUCAGAAGGAUACGUGCACAAGCUAAGCAGUUCCAGGCACUUGUAAAACAGUUUCAGACGUUUGUAAACGCACAGCAGGGCCACGCCCCAGUACCAGACGUGACCACGGCCGAGGAUGAGCAGCUUACAAGGGACCAGUUCAACUUGCGCAAGUUGAUCUUGAUUGCAAUAGCUUCAGGGAAAAUGUUUGGUUUGGACUCUUCAGAUGGCUCUGUUCUCUGGGAAACCUUCCUACCUGGUCUGAAGCCCUUCUCCCACAACAAUAAAGAGUUUCAUCUGCUCUACACUCAACGCACAGUGGCCCACUUCCCUCUUCCUGCUCAGUGUGUGAUCAUUGGCAAGUCUGGAUCAACCAAUAACAGUGUGCUGCAUGUGUUCAACCCUAUCAGUGGAAAGCCCCUGGAUGAGGACAACCCACAGGGCAAUAUCCUCCCCUUUAAAGUCAUGCAAACCAUGCUAAUGCCUCAUUUAGACAACAAGCAUGCAAAAAUCCUUCUCCUUCUCGACUCAGAAAAGAAUGUUCAUGUGUUUCCUGACACCAAAGAUGCCCGCUCUACUAUUACCAAGGAGGAAAACUCCAUCUUUUUCUACCUUGUGGACCGAGAGACAGGUAGUGUGACAGGCCACAUGCUUAGGAAAGCAGAGUCUGGGAAGUUAGGAACACAAGAGAUGUGGCGUGUACAGAUCCCAACUUCUCAGCAGAAAAUUACUGUUGUAGCAAGCAAGAACCCCCUGGAGCAUGUCCAUUCCCAAGGGAAAGUGCUUGGUGACCGCAGAGUGCUCUACAAGUACUUGAACCCAAACCUGAUUGCUAUAGCAACAGAGGCAGUAACAGAUGGGAAGCCUAGCACCUCAGUUUACUUGAUUGAUGCUGUGACAGGCAUGAUUAUCUACACAAAUCGUCACAAGAAUGCCAAGGGUCCUGUCCAUCUAGUCCAUUCUGAGAACUGGGCAGUUUACUCUAUGUAUAACACCAAGUCAAGACGCUAUGAGCUGGUGGUGCUAGAGCUGUAUGAGGGAUAUGAGGAAAGGAACAGCACUGCAUUCUCUUCCAUGGACCCUCCACCACACCCGAUGAUCCUCCACCAGUCCUACGUCUUCCCCACCACCAUCCGCACCAUGACCGUGAGCAUCACUGAGCGAGGGAUCACUAACAAGCACUUGUUGCUGGGGCUGCAAACGGGGUACAUCCUCAGCAUCCCUAAGAACUUCCUGGACCCUCGGCGGACAUUCAACCCCACCCAGGAGGACCGGGAAGAGGGACUGUACCCCUACAUUCCUGAGAUGACAAUCAUGCCCCAAGCUUACAUCAAUUACAAUCAAACAAUUAUGUAUAUCAAGGGAAUACAUACGGCACCCUCUGGUCUAGAGUCAACCUGUCUUGUGUUUGGCUAUGGAUUGGAUUUGUAUUGGGCACAAAUCACACCCUCACGCAUGUUUGAUGUCUUGAAAGAGGACUUUGACUACUGGUUUAUUGCUGGUACAUUACUGGUGCUCAUACUGGUGACAGUGAUCUCUAACAGACUAGCUUCAAUUAAGAUGCUGCGUCAAGCAUGGCAGUGAGGUAGUUUGUUGUGUUCGUCCAGUUAGGGAGCAAUACAGUGACUUUACACUGACAGUGACUUCAAGUUAGGGAGCAAUACAGUGACUUUACACUGACAGUGACUUCAAGUUAGGGAGCAAUACAGUGACUUUACACUGACAGUGACUUCCAGUUAGGAAGCAAUACAGUGACACUUUACACUGACUUCCAGUUAGGGAGCAAUACAGUGACUUCAAACCAGAGAAUGUGCCGUGCACUAUUUCAACCAUGCGGCAAAUCUGCUAUGCCAGGUAAUAAUGGGUCAAACAAAACCAAAAGGCAUCCAUUACCAUUACCUACUCCUACUUAGUAGCUGCGAUGCUAGUGUAUGUGCUCAAUCAAAUGUUGUGAAUCAAAGUGUCAGGCCUUGACAAUUAAUGGGUAUUUUAAAGUUUUUUUCUGCACUUUUACCAUUCAAUUUUGAAAAUGCAAGUGACUCCAGUGAUGUUCUUUAACUGGUAACUGUUAACAGUAAAUACAUGUUUAGUUAACGUCAAAUCAAUUUCUUAUGAUGAGCCAUACAGUGUCACUAGUAAAAUCUAAGGACAACAGCGCACCAUAUUUACCAUUCAAAGUUAUCAUCUUCUAUCAUGGAGAAUAUUUUACAUAAACCUCACGGAAUGAAAAACCUUUGAGGAAAAUAGAUUAGUGCAGAAGCUUAUCAAAUGCAUGUUCAGUAAAAAAAAAAAAACCAUCUGGCAGCUAGGAUAUUGGCGGAUAAUGUCCAGGGAUGAGAAAUGGUACGAAAAAUGAACAGUUUGCAAUUUUCAUGGACAUUAUCUGCCGAUAUCACAGUGAGUCAAAGAAGGGGUUUAUUUAUUUUAUAUCCCUGUGACUACUCUGAAAAUGCAAAAGGUGUGUCUUCUGCGCGUGCUGAAGUGCGCUGGAAUUAUGCCACAAGUGCUCGAUGUUAUUUUUGCCAUUUACGAAAGAUAAAAAUCCAUGCAACAAUUUUUUUAAAA
Molecule: messenger RNA, 3995 nt
Organism: Nematostella vectensis (starlet sea anemone)
Lineage: Eukaryota; Metazoa; Cnidaria; Anthozoa; Actiniaria; Edwardsiidae
Product: ER membrane protein complex subunit 1
Exons: 8
Coding region: 30-3014 (994 amino acids)
Biological process (GO): protein folding in endoplasmic reticulum
Cellular component (GO): EMC complex
Molecular function (GO): protein binding
Source: RefSeq, a predicted model, not a curated record